Messenger RNA from Paramecium primaurelia, 830 nucleotides. Lineage: Eukaryota; Ciliophora; Oligohymenophorea; Peniculida; Parameciidae. The record is from the annotation of a GenBank genome assembly.
AUGGAGAAUACCAACUAUUUAAAAAGGAGAUUUAGAAGUAGUGGGUCACUUGAUAUGAGAGAUACAAUGUCAAGUUCUUAAGGGUUUUUUAGUACUAACAAACUUUUUGUAAAUUAAUAAGGAUUAAGUUCCAACAUUUCUUCAUCAACUUUAAGACAUACAGCUCUCUAAUUUUCCUUUCCAAGAGCUCAUAGAUUCAAUUCUUAAUCAGAAUAUAAUAUUUAAAUUUUAGAACUUCCAAGUCAAUUAGGAAAUAAAACAACUUCUUAAGGAUUUGGGGGAAGAAUAGAAAAUUUUUAAUGGACAUGGUAAGAAACAAAUGCUAAAGAAAUGCCAAGUCCAGAUAGAUAUGAUGUAAGAGAAAUCCCUGGAAAGGAUAAAUUAAAAAGGUCUUUCGGAGGACCAUGGGAAUUAUACUCUAAAACAUAUCUGCCUUAUAAUAAGAACUAAGCUCCAGAAUUUGCCAAAUUUUUACCUGGUAAUUAUUCAUACUUAAUAAGAGGACCUGGAGAAUAUAAAGUUAGAAAAGAUUUAGGUUAACAUAAAUAUAAAUUUUUAUUGAAAGGGAAAGGCAAAAUGAUGAAUGAUAAUCCAGAAAAUGGAGUUCCAGGUCCUGAAGCUUAUUCUCCUACAACAAAACUUACCUCGCCUUCUCGAUUUAAAGUAAAAAGUCAAAUUUUAUUGAUUAGGACAUCACUUAAGGGAUAGGUGAAAAAAAAGAUCCCUUUCGAUCAACUAGUACAACACCAGGCCCUGGUAAAUAUGAAUUACCAUCCGCGUUCUCGAAAAAACUUAGAGUAAGAGGAGGGGAUAAACGAGCCUUUAUAUGA